AUGUUACUCAAGUUCUUCUCUCUCACUUAUCUACUGGUGACCACUAGAGCGGUGAUCAGCCCAGGUUCGCUGAAUUCUGAUCUUUCAAUUCUUAUUCAAAAUGACUUACAAGAAAAUGAAAGCCCAUGGGCCGGGUCGGGCGUCUUGCUUCUGGACCCGAUGCCCCUGAAAAAGGCAAUCCAAAGUUGCCAGAGCCUCGGAGAGAGACUUUGGUCCAUUAAAGCAGGAUUCUCUGAUAUUGAAAACGAUCUAAAGUAUCUAGUCUAUCAGAAAGAUAAAAAGAAGAGCCAGCGAUAUUGGAUUGCCUCCGCACACGGCACACCGUCAACAAUAGACGUCAACGGCAAAGUGAAGAAAGCUUCCUCCGACGAGAAUUUACCAGUUCUCUGCACCCAGACUGCCCCCUACUCUACCCUUACCUUUCAAGAUGUCAAUCCGUCGUGGCAGAUUGCUGUUCGCUCGAAUAACGAGUACAUCACUGGAUUCCGCGAUCACUUGAGUUUCCGCUUCCUCGGUAUCCGAUAUGCAGAUCCCACGAAAAGAUGGAAGUAUUCGAAAUUGCACAAAGGAGCAAAUACCAUGGUCUCCGCUUUGAACUACGGGUCUACUUGUCUGGAAUCGGAAGACUGCUUCUUCCUCAACGUCUGGACACCCUAUCUGCCCCGUUCUGAACACUCCCCGAAGAAGAAACUCAAACCAGUCAUGUUCUGGAUACAUGGUGGCGCCUUCACAAGUGGAUCAGGCAGUGAUACCCUAAUGGAUGGAAGUAACCUCGCAUCAAGAGGUGAUGUCGUGGUGGUGACUAUCAACUACCGACUGGGCACACUUGGAUUCCUGGCUCUGGAUGACGGAGAAACAAACGGCAACUAUGGUCUUGCAGACCAAAUCACUGCUCUCGAGUGGGUUCGCAAGAAUAUUCGGGACUUCGGAGGCGAUCCUGACCGAAUCACUAUAUUUGGUCAGUCGGCCGGGGCUGGGUCCGUAAGGGCUUUACUCGCAUCUCCUCGAGCUCGGGGCAAAUUUGCCGGCGCGAUUAUGCAAAGUAACCUUGGUGGUCUGGGGUAUGGGACGACGUAUUCCAAGUACUACACAAUUGCGGAGGAGAUGGAGGCUGUGGGGAAGGACAUAUUGACCCUGACGAACUGUACGAAUGUUGAUUCACCGGUUGAAUGUCUGAGAGCGCUUCCUGCAGCCACCAUUGCGGGUCUUGAUGCAGUAGCAAGAUAUCUCGUUGUGGAUGGGAAAUAUCUUGAGACUUCGCAAUUAGAUCUGACACAUCCCGAGGCAACGGCAAAUGUGCCUCUCAUGAUCGGCACGAUGAGAGAUGACGGAGCUGCGAUGAUUGGGUACCCCACGGCGAAUGAGACCAUUCAAACAUUCUUGAAUAGUUACGGGAUUCCGUCAACCGUUCUCAGUGACUCAGAACUAUUUCCAGUCCCUUCCACUUCGAACAAAACGCUCGACAUUUUCAACACCACGGCCCACAUCGCCACGGAUGGCAUAUUCCGCUGCGUUGAUCAAGCCACUGGAUAUAGCGGUUUCGAAAAUGGAAUCUUUCCAGAGGUGUUUUUCUAUGAAUUUAAUCGAUCAUAUCAAAUGCCAGAUUGGUCCCCCAACGCGCCAGUAUGCGAGGCACCCAUCACAUCUCGGUACCCCCACGGCGACCCAAGUCAGGAAUACUUCAAGUGUCAUUCGGGAGAGUUGUACUAUGUCUUUGGCAACCUUUUGAGGCAGGGACGUCCCCUGCGUGAUCAAUUCGAUCUUCCAUUUGAGCAGUAUGUACUAGAUCUGUGGACAAGCUUUGCUCGGACUGGUCGGCCGACUCCGGAUUUGGGAUUUCUUGAGGCGAGAGGAUAUGUCAAUACUACUCGACAGAUUGAGUUGGCGGGGGAAUGGAUGCCAUUUAGACAUGGAGACUAUCGACUGCAUCGUCUGCAGUUUCCCUCUAAAAUGGUGGAUUUGGAUGAAAGGGAGCAAUGUGAGGCUCUGCAGUUACCUCUGACAUACUAUGAGUCUACCUAG
Penicillium waksmanii is the source of this 2022-nucleotide messenger RNA. RefSeq names its product putative carboxylesterase. Lineage: Eukaryota; Fungi; Ascomycota; Eurotiomycetes; Eurotiales; Aspergillaceae. The record is from RefSeq and is a predicted model, not a curated record. The transcript is spliced from 3 exons. The coding region runs from base 1 to 2022 and encodes 673 amino acids.